Molecule: messenger RNA, 979 nt
Organism: Cuscuta epithymum
Lineage: Eukaryota; Viridiplantae; Streptophyta; Magnoliopsida; Solanales; Convolvulaceae
Source: the annotation of a GenBank genome assembly
GAAGAAAAUAACAGAACGAAGGGAACUUACGGAAGAGUAGAAGACUGAAGACGGGAAGAGAAAGCUCAAAACCGAAACUGCUAAAGCGACCAAGCCGACCACCGCCGCCAGCCACACUUCACCUCCCGCCUCCAAGACCACGACCGCGCCGACGCCCCACCAGUCCACUGUCCAGGCUGCUACCACAGUAACCGAUAAAGUUACAAAGAUGGAAGAAGUCAGUAAUAUGCGAACUUGUCAACUGCGUGAAUGGAGCUAUUGAAUUAGAUGCCCCAUUAGUGUGUAGUAAUCCACACGAAAAUUUUACUGUUGCGGACCGACAUCCGGCCAUUUGGGCUCUAUAUAUAGUAGGAUCGACCUCAGAUCAGAAGAAUAACAUGAAUUGAAAGCAGAAAAAGGUGCUAAGAUUUCAGUCAUCAUGGUAGCCAAAAAAACAAUCUUCUUUCUAUUAUUUCUCUUCGCCGGACAUUAUUCUGGCUCUUGUGUUCUUCCAAACAACAACUCUUCAACUUCGGAUCUACUUUGGAAGGGUGGAGCCAUAAAUGAGAAAAGCAAGCUAUCGAGUGGGGGCUUUAGAGGAAUUGGAUCCCGAGGCCGCGGGAGAUCAUCUUUCCCUCGUGCGUCGCCGGCCUUAGGUGCCGGAAGUUCCAGCCGCAACUCUCAUCGCAAUGCCGCCGCUGGCAAGAAUCACACGCCAUUAUAUACGACAGCCCUCUUGUAUGGAGCUACUCUUUUUGUAUUUCUGGCUUGAAUCGAACCAGUUUAAUUUGCUAAACCCUUUUUGUUUUAUUUUCUUGUUGUUAUUGUACAUUUCAUUACAAACAAAAUAUCCCACGAUAUUUUGAGAGUAAUAACGGUAACAGAUACUAGUAUGAAUUUUUUUUUCCGAAGAGUAAUUACUCAUGUCUAAAAAAUAUACUACUGUAUGAAUUUUUCUAGUGGACUAUUGUGACAUUGAUAAAAUGCAAAUCAACUCGAG